AUGCGCGUUUCACAAUCCCUCGUCGGUGUUCCGAUGGCUUUCGCCUGCAUCGCCUCAGCGAGUACUACCAUCCCACUCAUCUCGGCAGAAUAUGGGACAGUGUUUGAUGCUCCCAUGACAAUUGGAAAUCAAAGUUUUCAUAUGUUGGUCGAUACUGGCAGCAGCGAUACAUACGUGAUGCAGGACGGCUAUACCUGCAUUAACCGCACCGGCACCUUAGCAGUCCCCAGAGAAGACUGCAAGUACGCGAAGUCCUACCACCCCUCCAAUACACUACGCCGGAUUUCAGGCCAGAACUUCGGGAUUGAAUAUGGCGCGGGUAUUGCCAGUGGCUAUCUAGCAUACGAGGAAGUUUCACUAGGCAACAUCACCGUCAAGAAGCAGAAAUUUGGCAUUGCAGACAGGUCCAAUCCAAUGGGCGAUGGGGUGAACAGCGGUCUUCUAGGCCUGGCUUAUCCCUCUAUCACGUCGGCGCACCCGGGAAACAGCUCAGACAAUACCACAUACUGGUACAAUCGUCUGCCUUAUGAUCCCUUGGUCAACACAAUGCACAAAGAGGGUAAAAUCGAGCCCAACUUCAGCCUUGCAUUGGCAAGAUCUCCGCAAAACCAAUCUACCUCUUUCGGGGGCUACUUGACCCUGGGUGGUCUUCCCCCCGUCAAGUCCGACCCUGAAUUUGCGGUGACUCCCGUCGAGUUCACAGAUAUCCCGCUUAAUUUUACCUCCGGCAAACGUGUACUCUCAUACUGGACGACAACAAUCGAGGAAGUCACAUUUGGCCCUUCGUCCAACAAUCUCACCACAAAUUCCACAAAAUUCCAGGCAUUCAUUGACUCUGGAAACUACGUGACUUAUCUUCCAUCUGCCGUUGUGGAGCCAAUCAAUGCUCUCUUCUCGCCUCCUGCCAUAUACAACAAGGACUUAGAGGCAUAUGUCGUUGACUGUUCCUCGCAACCUCCGCAGUUUGGAUUGAAACUUGGAAACCAAACCUUCUUCCAUAAUGGUUCUGAUCUCAUAUUUCGGGUUGACGAUGUAUGCGUGUCGAGCCUGUUUCCUUCCGACAAAGUCUCCCUUGGAGACAUUACAGUGAAUAUUCUGGGUGUACCCUUUUUGAAAAACGUGCUUACUGUCUUUGACUUUGGAAAUGACGAGGUGAGGUUUGCAAAGUUACUAGAAGUCAAUGAGAAUGGCACAAGACUUCCUGGUAAUGAGACUCAGUCUCCGGAAUUCUCAAUUGCUGCACGGGGAAGUUCGAUUCCCUCUUGGGGCUACGCUGCAUUUGCCUUCAUUCUGAGUUUCUCUUGGACUCUAGGUCUUUCAUGA
Molecule: messenger RNA, 1323 nt
Organism: Penicillium salamii
Lineage: Eukaryota; Fungi; Ascomycota; Eurotiomycetes; Eurotiales; Aspergillaceae
Source: the annotation of a GenBank genome assembly